CGCAUAUGUAAAUAAAUUCACACAAAAGAAAAGAAGUAAUUAUCUAAUAGCCACCUUCACUCUUCACACUUUCCCACCACUUGUCACGCAACUUCCUCUCCACACACACACACACUUCACCUACUAUAUAUUUACACACUCUUUCAUCUCUUCUUCAACAAACAAAAAAAACAACUCUUCUUGCAUUUUAAGUUCAGUUCAUCACAAAAGCCUCUCUAAAUUCUCCUUUUUUUUUACCAGAAAGAUCUUCAGAUUCUAAUCUACUAAUGGCUCUUGAGACUAUCAGCUCACCGAGAUUAGCUUCUCCAGUUCCUCCUUUGUUCGAAGAUUCUUCAAGAUUCCAUGGCGUCGAACACUGGACCAAAGGUAAAAGAUCUAAACGGUCCAGAUCUGACUUCCACCACCAGAAUCUCACAGAAGAAGAGUAUCUCGCUUUCUGUCUCUUGCUCCUCGCUCGUGACGGCGACCGCAGCAACCGUAACCCUCUUCCUCUUCCUCUUCCUCCGGUGACGGUUGCUGACAAGUCUUCUACCUACACGUGCAGCGUCUGCGACAAGUCGUUCUCGUCUUACCAAGCUCUCGGCGGACACAAGGCGAGUCACAGAAAAAACCUAUCACAGACCCUAUCCGGCGGAGGAGAUGAUCAAUCGACGUCGACGGCGACAACCACAUCCGCCGUGACGACCGGAAGUGGGAAGUCGCACGUUUGCUCGAUCUGUCACAAGUCGUUUCCUUCGGGUCAAGCUCUCGGUGGACACAAGCGGUGUCACUACGAAGGGAAUAAUAACAAUAAUAAUAACAGUAGCAGCAGCGUGGCUAACUCUGAAGGAGCGGGGUCCACCAGCCACGUCAGCACUGGUCACCGUGGGUUCGACCUAAACAUCCCUCCUGUACCUGAAUUCUCGCCGGUUAACGGAGACGACGAAGUGAUGAGCCCCAUGCCGACGAAGAAGCCCCGGUUUGACUUCUCGGAGGAAGCUUAAUUAGACUAUCAGAUCUUUUUCAUGUGCUCUGUUUUGAGUUAUGUAGGAAUUUGUUGGUUGUACAGACAAAGUUUCGGACAUUGAUUCAUUCCUGUCUUGUACUUUUUUCAGUUAAAGUUAUUAUUACUAAACUCAUUCUUUGUCAGAAUAGUGUUUGUCUUUUCUGUAUUUAAACUGAUACAUGUAAGGGUUUUUCAUAGUUUUGUUUGAAUAAUACCAUACCUCUUGCUACAACUCUGUUCUUAGUUCUAAUUUUACAUUUACAUGAAUAAUCAAACUCAUAUCCCC
Molecule: messenger RNA, 1271 nt
Organism: Eruca vesicaria subsp. sativa (arugula)
Lineage: Eukaryota; Viridiplantae; Streptophyta; Magnoliopsida; Brassicales; Brassicaceae
Source: the annotation of a GenBank genome assembly